Patiria miniata (bat star) is the source of this 3099-nucleotide messenger RNA. RefSeq names its product guanylate cyclase soluble subunit beta-2-like. Gene Ontology annotation, molecular function: heme binding; guanylate cyclase activity. The transcript is spliced from 14 exons. Gene Ontology annotation, cellular component: guanylate cyclase complex, soluble. Bases 250 to 2721 code for a protein of 823 amino acids. The record is from RefSeq and is a predicted model, not a curated record. Gene Ontology annotation, biological process: cGMP biosynthetic process; response to oxygen levels. Lineage: Eukaryota; Metazoa; Echinodermata; Asteroidea; Valvatida; Asterinidae.
CUGUAGAUAGCUGGCUAGCUACCUGGAGAUCUCACGUGGAGGGUGACAGGACGCUGAUUUAUCAUCGCAGGUCGCAUUGGCGCAAGUCACUACAUGGAGGCGGGCACAAGGCGUUUCAUCACACGGCUCAAGUAAUGACGAUGAUCCCUCCAGACGGACCGCGAUUAAUAGAUUUGGCUUGAGGACGGGAGCUAUCCACGUGCGGCAGCUGUUGAACAUCGGACGCCGUUCCAUUGACGGAGUUCUGAAAUGUACGGAUUCAUAAAUCUCUGCGUGAGGGCGCUUGUUCUUGAAAAAUUUGGAGACGAGGCUUGGCACAAAAUAAGAGAGAGUGCUGGAGUUGAGGACAGCUUUAUAACACAUGGAUGUUACGAUGACACCACCACGCUACAACUCGUACAGGCGGCCAGUGAAGUCUCUGGUCUUAAGGUGCCCGUUAUCUUGGAGCUGUUUGGAGAGUUCUUCUUCAGCUUCUGCCAGCAGUCCGGCUACGACGAGAUGCUGCGGGCGCUCGGCGGCAACCUCAAGAGCUUCCUGGAGAACCUGGAUUCCCUGCACUCCUACCUCAGCUUCUCCUACGAGCAGAUGGAGGCGCCGUCCUUCAGGUGCGAGAGGCGGCAUAACGACAACGCGCUCAUACUACACUACUACUCCCACCGGAAAGGGUUGCACCCGAUCGUCGUCGGUAUCGUUCGAGCCGUGGCCAAGGAGUUCUUCGACAGCGAGCUCAAGAUGGAGGUGCUUGAGGAGACGCACGAGGAGGAGCGCAACGGCAAGAAAGAGCACGUGACCUUCGCCAUCUACCAGAGACGCAUCCGGAAAAUCGACGAAGGGCCGCCCAAGUUCGUCGCGCAGUCGCGCAAGCACAGCGAACAGCAGCUCAACAAGGAGUGGGUUGGCGAGCAGGCCGGCUCUCCCAUUAGCGAUGUUAGUCAGGAGUGGCAGCCAUUUUCCUGGGAUGUCCAAGCGGUGUUUCGCAACAUCGAGGAGCAGAAGGAAGCGGGCACCAACCACUUCUCCCCGCAGAAGAUCCACCAGUCACUGAUCUCCCUGGGCAACCUCUACGGCAGCUUCGUGCCGUCCUACCCGGAGAAGCUCUGGAUGACCCAGCAGAUCUUCUGCGAGUUCUUCCCCUACCACCUGGUCUUCGACAGCGAGCUGAAUGUCAUGCAGGCCGGGGUGCACAUCCAGCGGAUCAUGCCCAAGCUCCGGCGCAUGGAGAGCAACCCCGUCAGCUGGUUCUUCGACCUGAUCCACCCGCAGAUCGACUGGUGCAUCAAGAGCAUCCAGAAGUUCGAGAACAUGCAGUUUGUUUUGCAGACGAGGCGGGAUUCCAUAACGCAGGGGUGGGGUGACGACAAGCCCAUGCUGCAACUCCGAGGCCAGAUGGUGUGGAUGGAUUCACUAGACGCCAUGGUCUACAUCUGCUCGCCUCGCGUGGCCAGCCUCAAGGAGCUGGAGGCCCGCAACCUCCAUCUGUCCGACAUCCCCUUCCACGACGUCACCCGCGACCUGAUCCUGUUCAACCACCAGCGUCUGGCCGAGAUCGAGCUGGGUAAGCAACUUGAGCAAAAGAAGGAGGAGUUGAGGACGGCCCUGCAGGCCUUGGAGAGCGAGAAGCAGAAGACGGACAUGCUGCUGCACUCCAUGCUGCCCCGGCAGGUGGCUGAUCAGCUGCGGGACGGCAAGAGGGUAGAAGCUGGCGAGUACGAACUGGUGACCAUCUUAUUCAGCGAUAUAGUCUCCUUCACGAAUAUAUGUGCCGAGUGUAGGCCUAUCGACAUCGUCAACAUGCUGAAUGCACUGUACAUACGUUUUGAUAAACUGACGACAGUCCACGACGUUUAUAAGGUUGAAACUAUCGGCGAUGCGUAUAUGGUGGUCGGUGGUCUACCUAUACCUCUUACUACGCACGCAGAACGCGUGGCCAACAUGGCGCUGGGCAUGAUGGUGGCAUCCAGCGAAGUCAUAUCACCUGUGUCUCGGGAACCAAUUGGGAUACGAAUUGGUAUCCACUCGGGUCCGGCCGUAGCGGGGGUUGUCGGCGAGAAGAUGCCCCGGUAUUGCCUGUUCGGGGACACGGUCAACACGGCGUCCCGAAUGGAGAGCCACGGUGUCCCGUACAAGAUUCACAUCAGCUCAACCACUUACAGCUGUCUGGAGGAGCGAGCCUUCCGCUUUGAGAACCGGGGAGAGAUCGUCAUCAAGGGCAAAGGCCUGAUGAACACCUACUUCCUGGAGGGGAACGACAGCGCCACCAUAGAGGAGAUCCUGGGCACGUACAGAGAGAACGAGGCUGACUCCAGUAGAGGAUCGACCCCAGAGAAGACAGACAAGACGAAGACGCCCCCGGACACACCGCUCUUAACAGCCGGCAGAUACAUCGGAGUUGGCUUUGGGCCUAAAGUCAGCGACGAACUGAAAGUCGUUCCCAUGUACUACCCUGAUAACGACAAGAACCGCACUCCAUACAGAGUGCCCAAACCCUCGUCCACUGCCAAGACUUCAUCCGGGACCUCAGCUUCAAGUUCCAGUGAGCCAACGAGUGAGGAGAGACCCAAAUGUCCGGUGUACAGGGAGCUGUCACAGGCUAAAGGGAGAAGCCCAGUGGACAGUGAGGGCGCUAGAUCGUCACGCAGCGCAGGCGCAACGUCAAGCCCCAGGCGCAUGCGCAACCGCAUGUCGAAUCACAGGGAGUCCAAAACGUGCAUACUACUGUAGUCUUGUAUUAUAAUUUUGUAUAAAAAAAACUGUAAAAGAAAUACGAAAGAUCGUGCCAAAGUAUAUUUGUAUAUAUUUUGCCGUUAGCCUCGAAUUUUCAUGAGUAUUUAUUGAAAUAAGUAAACCAAAAAAAUGUGCCUAAUAAGGGAAACUGCUGAACAACUGCCCGGCUGUUAUUAUUUGACAUUAAAAUGUAAACAAAAUGUAGUUGUAGACCUUAUAAAUUAUUGUUUAUGAAUGUAUAUGGCAAUAAGCAACUGUUUUUAAUUUUUAUAUAUAAAAGUUAGAUACCCUCUAAAUUCGGGGUAGGCCUUCACUGAGAGAAUAAUGGACGCUGUUAUCAUGAUCAUUAUUAAAAAGAAAACCACGAUAAAUAAA